AGUGUCGCUCCUGACGGCGGGAUGGCAAUGGGCGGGUUUGUAGCGUCUUGCCUAAUCGGGGCGGUGUACGGUGUCACUCCCCAAGGCCAGGAUCAUUUGUUUCUGAAAUGAACUGUCCCACUGAACAAGACAGCAACAAGUGACUGGUCAUUUUGGCAGAAUGUCACUUCGGCAAAUUUUCGGCUUUUGAACUUUAAAAGAAGUUGUAUGUGUGUAUCAGAGUAAAUUCCUGCUAUUGAGUCCAGUCCUGAGAGAGGGAUUUUUUUAAUCAUAAAUGGAGUCUUACAGACUACAGCAGGACUGUGUCAAACAUGAGUACACAACGAGAGCCGACAGCAAUGGGACAUAUGGCCUCAGCAUUCGGGUCAAGGGGAUUGAUGGACACCCUUAUGUAGUAAUGAACAACCAGAACAGGGGCCCUGACAGCAAUGGAAAUAUUGGCAAGGACUCCUUUAUGAACGACUGCAAUGAGUAUAACUUCAGAGGGGGCACAGUGUCAGAUCCAGAGAACCUGCUUGUGGAGAAGCAGGUCACCAACUCCCACAAUGGUGCCAAAGAGCCCAGAGAACCACAGAAGUCUUCCAGCUUAAGGAGUAUUAAGAGUGACCCAGAGCCUGUGAAUCCUUAUACUUUAGAAAACUUCUCCCUGAGCCUGAACAGACAUCGCAGCCUGCCACCCAAAUGUCCCUCUCCUGUGGAGACGACAACUCUCCCCAGGGCCUCCUUCACACCGGUCGACCGCAGGUCCCCCAGCCUGGACAAACCCAGAACCCCUGAACCACCGGCGGCUGGGGAGGAGGCCCAGCCUGAUCCCAAGGGGUCACGCCGUUCCCAGACCCAGCCCCUUGCCCAUAACCAAAACCGACCUCCAAGCCAAAUCCAGGCUGAGCCCCAAGCCCAAAACCAACUUCCGGCCAAAACCCAGCCCCAGUUUCCGAGCCAGCCCAAGGCUCCAGCAGUGGGACGCACUCCCAGAGACUCAGCUAAGUUUACUAGCAGGUCUCCCAGCACCGUCGGUAGCGCUGCCAGCUCAGAGCAUGGUGUACGUAAGCCUGACGUUUUGCCCCUAAGGAGACAUGACUCCUGUGGCCCUGUGCUUCUGCCGUCCCGCUCCCGCCACUCCUCCACCUCCUCCACCCCCGACAGACAUGUCCCGGACGAGGAGGCGUUGUACGCAGAUAACAUCAACCGGCACGAGAACCGGCGCUACAUUCCCUUCUUAGCGGGCACGGGCCGCGACAUCGACAGCGCCUCCAUACCUGGUGUGGAUGAGCUCAUCAACAAGUUCGACGGCAACAGCACCAGUCAUCGGAGGGGCAGGGCGGGGCGUCGGAACAGGAUCAACCCAGAGGACCGCAAACGGUCCCACAGUGUGGACAGCUUCAUUCCCUUUGACCUGAAAGAAGAUUCUGAGUACCUGGACAGGUUCAGUAAGAACCAGGGCCGAAGCACGGAGCAUCUCCUCCGCCCCUCGCAGCUGGGUCUACAGAAGGGGGCUCAUCACCAGGAAGAGAAAGCCCCAGCGCUGGAUUGCAGUUCCCCAGAAUCACCACAAGGGACAGUUUGCAAUGGAAUGUCCUCUGUUCUGAGGUGUAAAAAAGAGCUGAGGAGGUCUUCCACACUGCAGCUGAAGAGCAAGACCUAUGAGGAGGAGAAGCCUUCACGGUCUGUGAAAAUUCUGACCAGUACAACGCCAAGACCUUUGUCCAAGUCUAGCAGCAAUGAGGUACAGCUUGAUUCAGCCAGGGAUACUCAGGUAACCCCUGAUCUUUUGAAAGGUCAACAAGAUAUUUCACAACAAACAAAUGAAGAGACUGCAAGACAAAUAUUGUUCAAUUACCUCAAAGAUGGAAGCAGUGAUAAUGAUGAUGCUACCAAGAGGAAGGUCAACCUGGUCUUUGAGAAGAUCCAGACCUUGAGGUCCAGGGCUGCUGCAAGCGUGCAGGGGGACAACCCUCCCAGCGCAGCUGCAGAGAGCAAAGCGCUGCAGGAUCUCAGGGUCCAACUGGAGAGCAAGGUUACAGAGCUGACAAAACAACUGGAAGAGGAAUCCAAGAAGCAGAGGAGCCUGGUGGAGGCCUCUGGGAAGGUGGGGGCAGACACCAAGGACCUGGCGAAGAAGCUGAGCUCCAGUCAGGACGAGUGCAGGAAGCUCCGGGAGCAGCUGGCCAAAACGGAGGCUGAGUUGCGCUCUUCACUGGAAGAGCUCUUCCAGGUGAAGAUGGAGAGGGAGCAGUGUCAGUCGGAGAUCAGGGACCUGCAGGACCAGCUGUCAGAGAUGCAUGACGAGCUGGACUCUGCCAAGAAAUCCCCCUCCAGCGAUGAAGAGAGGGAGGUCAUAAUGGAGACAAUAAUGCACCUGAAGCUGGAGCUUGAGGAGACCCUGAUCGCGAAGGAGGGGAAAGAGGAGGUUCUGCGCAAGAGGGAGCGGGAGCUGACUGCGCUCAAGGGGGCCCUGAAGGAGGAGGUGUCCUCCCACGACCAGGAGGUGGACAAGAUGAAGGAGCAGUACGAGCAGGAGAUCCAGAAGCUGAGGUCGUCUGUGGAGGAGGCCAAACAGGCCAGCUCCUCGGCAUGUCGAGAGAAGGCGGAGCUGGAGGUGGCGCUCGGUGCGGCGGAGGGCCGAGCGAGCCAGCUCUCCCAGGAGAGCGAGCGGCUCCACCAGCGGGCCCUGGAGCUGGAGAAGGAGGUGGCCAAACUCAACCGCAUCAUCGAUGAGGCCAAGCUGAAGGAGAGCCGGAUGGAAGACCGCAUGGGCCGACUGGAGAAAGAGAAGCGACAGCUGGAGAUGUCUCUGGAGGAGGCCAGGGAGCAGGCAGAGGAGACGUCCCACGCUAACAGAACUUUAGCCACGCGUUUUGAUGACUUACAGAGAAACAUGGCCAACCUGACCCAGGACUACAAUGAGCUGAGCGAAAGACUGAGGGAGGAGAACAACCAGAAAGAGCUGCUGAAGAAGACCAAGAAUCAGGUGGAGGAGGAGAGGAGGCUGCUGGACCGCACUGUGGAGAAGCUGCAGAAGGCGAUGGGCGAGAUCGCGGAGGCCUCCCAGACGUCCACGCACAACCUGCAGGUGCAGAUCAACGAGUACAAAGACAAGAAUCGGCAGGAGGUGAACGAUCUCCAGAGGCAGCUGAGAGACAAGGACCUGGAGCAGGAGAAAGCCCGGCUGGCCAUGAAGAUGCUGCAGGGAGAGCUGUCCCAGCUGGAGGAGAACCUGAGGGAGUGCAAGAGAGAGCGCGACGAGGCCGUUCUGACGGGACAGGACCUGAAGCAGAAGCUGUACGACCUGGAGGUGGACCUGGAGACCAAGUCCCACUGCAAGGAUGACAGAUCCAGGCAGAUCAAACUCCUGGAGGACAGGGUCUCCCAGCUGGAGCAGGACCUGGAGGAUGAGCGGGUCAGCGGGGACGAGCUGAUGGACAGGGUCAGCCGAGGAAGAGAGCAGGUGGAGCACAUGCGGAAUGAACUCCUGCAGGAAAGGGCUGCCAGACAGGACCUGGAGUGUGACAAGAUGGCGCUGGAGAGACGGAAUAAAGACCUAAAGAGCAGACUGGCUCAUCUCGAGGGCUCUCAGAAAUCCAGCAAGGAGGGCCAGGUAUCCCAGCUGGAGAGCCGGAUUCAGGAGCUGGAGGAGAGGCUGGAGGCGGAAGAGAGGGAUCGCGCCAAUCUGCUGCAGGCGAACCGCAAGCUGGAGAGGAAGGUGAAGGACAUGGCGAUGCAGUCGGAUGAUGAGCACCACUCGCUGCGGGACCAGAAAGACCAGCUGAACCUGAAGCUGAAGGCGCUGAAGCGGCAGAUGGACGAGACGGAGGAGGAGAUGGAGCGGCUGGAGCACAGCAGGAAGAAGCUGCAGAGGGACCUGGAGGAGCAGGUGGAGGCCAACGAGCAGCUCCAGAGCCAGCUCAACGCCCUGCGCAGCGAGAUCAGGCGCAAAAGUUCAGCUGCCCCUCUUCUGACUCAUUUGGACGAUGACGAGGAUGACGACGACAUUAGCACCGACGGAGAGUUUUAUUACAACUCGGCUUCAGGACACAUCUGAUCCCGUCAGCAUUACAUCACUGGGUCCUCUCAGUGCACGGUCUGGACUCUGAGGAAGAGGAAUGUGAUGGCCUGGGUCUGGAUGGAUGUGAAGGAUGCUGAAAAUUGGAUCUGUCUGCCACUUUGGAACUGAUGCCUUUAUGACAUCACAAAGAACAAUGUCAAAUGCCUUGAUGUAUACAACUUGCCUGGAAGUUUGCAUUUAAUACUUUUCAUAUGCUGUCCAAUACGCUUGACUAUUUAUGAAAUACUUAAUUACAAGUAUAACGCCAAUGCUUUAAAUGGACUUGCCUUCAUUUUUUAUUUAUACCUUCUUAAGAAAUCAAACAUGUUUGAUUUUUAUGAUGCCUUGCCCAGUUGUCCAAGAAAAAGGUAUGGCUGAUAUAUGAGGUGUAGAGCCUUAAAACGAUUGCAUUUGUUUAUUCAGUAUAACUUCACUAAAUGUACUGUUAAAAUGAGGUAACUGGAAUUAAGGUGAAUAUGUUUAAAGGGAAAUUGACAUGAGGGAUUAUGUUGCAUAUAUUUCCUUUUGAUUGACUCUGUAUAUAUUCCGUGCAUAUAUUUGAUGUGUGUGUCAGCAUGUAUCAGUACCGAUAAAAAAGACACUAUGUAUAAAUAAGUAACAAAAACAGAUAUAUUCAUUUUUAUAAGUCCAGCCUAACUGACACCAGGAAGCCAUUAUUUUGUCUCGUGCCUUUUAUUAAAAAAUGAAAAAAGGAUCUUGAUGAAACUUGCAACAUCAAACUAUUCAUCGUUCACGUUUAUUUUCAGUGACUGAAACCUCUCAGAGCUCUACCCAAUUGUUACUCUGCACAUGAAACUUUAUUUACAGUGCAGUAAAAAAUAAAAUUAUGUACAUUGUAGCUAUAUUUUACUUAUUAUCAUAUGAAAAAUCUCCUUCUUUCAUCUCAAUUUUCUUCGAUUCCAGAGAAAUAUAUGACAUGUAUUGCUACAUGUUGCUGAUGAUUCUCAAGGAUAUAUCAAUGUGCGAAUAUGUGUGCAUGUACUGCUAUGUGUGUGCGUAUGGGUGUGUGUGUGCGACGGUGUGUACGUGUGUGCGUGGGUGAGUGUGCUUGCAUUUGUGUCAGAUGGGAGGAUUAUCUUAAUUAAACUGAAACUGUGACGGACUUGCAUUGGCAAUCAUAGACCUGUUGCUAUACUGUGGUGAUUUACACUGGAUGCAUUGACUUGCCCUGCCAUGGCCUAACUUGGAGGAUGGCAUACCUGCCAUCCCAGUCUUGUGGCAUGGAUCAUCAUUGCUUCAGUACAGGACAGAGCAGGCUGGUUGUUGUUGUGGUUUUUUUUUGGGUUGUUUGGCACUUGGGGAAAAGGGUGGGAAACAUCCAGCUACUACCUCUCUAUGUUCUUAAAGUGUAUCACUAUGGCAAAAGAAUCUUUUGAAAUAAAAUAUAUUGUUUCCGCAGUGAA
Messenger RNA from Anguilla anguilla (European eel), 5469 nucleotides. RefSeq names its product cingulin-like protein 1. Gene Ontology annotation, cellular component: myosin complex. Lineage: Eukaryota; Metazoa; Chordata; Actinopteri; Anguilliformes; Anguillidae. The record is from RefSeq and is a predicted model, not a curated record. The transcript is spliced from 19 exons. The coding region runs from base 275 to 4042 and encodes 1255 amino acids.